This is a messenger RNA of Anopheles marshallii, 1074 nucleotides long. RefSeq names its product keratin-associated protein 16-1-like. The transcript has 4 exons. NCBI's taxonomy places the organism in Eukaryota, Metazoa, Arthropoda, Insecta, Diptera, Culicidae. The record is from RefSeq and is a predicted model, not a curated record. Bases 1 to 1074 code for a protein of 357 amino acids.
AUGUCGCCGUACACGAGACGUUUGUUCAUCAUGGAAACGGUGCUGCCCCUAGUGAUAUUGGCCCUAAUCGGCUCAGCAAGUACCUUAUGCCACUCGAAAACUGUCCCACACGAUUUCUGUUCGGAGUAUGAAGUGCUGCAUACUACUCCACCUUGCUGUGAGGCAACCUGUGACUAUGACUGCUGUCGUGUUGUGUGCCCGAAGAUGCUCGUCUACGAACCGACCUGCGUGUGUCUGGAAGGAUACGUGAGACACGAUGGGCAGUGCAUUCUCAAGUCUCAUUGUCCAGCGCGGCCAACAACACCGCCACCACCACCCUGUGAAACGACUACUGUCGCACCGUGUGGUACCACCACUACUCCCCGUCCACCAUCCUGUAGUACUACUACUCCUGCGCCCUGCACGACUGUUAAGCCUCCAUGUCCAACUACUACUCCUAAGCCACCCUGUCCUACUGUUAAUGCUCCAUGUACAACUCCCAAGCUGCCAUACGUACUGACAACUCCCAAAAAGUACGGUUACACACCACCAUCCCGUCCCAAAUACUCACCCGUCACAUAUGUUCCUCCUCCACCGUCACCGACGUACCAAACAUUGCCUCCGUCGUAUCGCUAUGUCUCAGUAGCAUCUUCACGCGUUACUCCCAUGGUGACAUCGUACCAAACAGUACCAACCAAACCCUGUGUAACGACCAUGAAACCUCCCUGCACGACUACUCAACCACCAUGCCCAACAAAAACCGUCUGCUAUACUACGCCUAAGCCAAGCACACCAUGUCCACCCGCUACAACACCUCAACCGUAUACCAGUAAACCCUGUCCCAAAGUUCCAGAAUCGUGUGCGGCCUGUGAGGAGCUCGUCUUUACGCAAGCCUGCUGCGAACCAACGUGCGACUUCGACUGUUCGCACACCGUCUGUCCACUGGUGCUGGUUGAACAAGCGACGUGCGCAUGCCGCCCAGGGCUGGUGCGAUAUCAGGGACACUGCAUAGAACCUUCCGAUUGCCCGAAGAGCGCGUCCCGCUAUCGACUAUACGUUCCAGUUGCUGCACAGUGCCUAAAGUGUGGAAAGUGA